AAAAAAACAACAGCAGUUAUUGCCUUGGAUUGUGAAAUGGUUGGAAUUGGAUACGAUGGAAAAGAAAGCGCUUUAGCGCGAGUUUCAAUUGUUAAUAGUUAUGGAGAAACCAUCUAUGAUAAGUAUGUUAAGCCAAUUGAGAAAGUGACCGAUUAUAGAACACCCGUUAGCGGAAUUAUUGCUGACAACUUGCUCAAUGCUCCUGAUUUUGCUACUGUUCAAACUGAAGUCUUUGAAAUUAUUCAAGGACGUACUUUGGUUGGCCAUGCUAUCAAGAAUGAUCUAAAGCAAUUAAUGUUAGGACAUCCAAAAAAGCGACUCAGGGAUACGUCAACCUUUAGUUUUUUUCGUCAGGUAAACAAGGGCCAUACACCAUCAUUACGAAAAUUAGCAAAAGAAAUUCUAGGUUUAGAUAUCCAAAUUGGUCAGCAUUCAUCAGUUGAAGAUGCAAGAGCCUGCAUUCAAUUGUAUAAUCGUUUUAAGAAAGAAUGGGAAUUAUCCCUGCAAAAGAAAAAGCCUCACAACCGUAUUAAAACAAGCAUGUAA
Molecule: messenger RNA, 546 nt
Organism: Trichoplax adhaerens
Lineage: Eukaryota; Metazoa; Placozoa; Uniplacotomia; Trichoplacea; Trichoplacidae
Exons: 1
Biological process (GO): rRNA processing
Cellular component (GO): nucleus
Molecular function (GO): nucleic acid binding; 3'-5' exonuclease activity
Source: RefSeq, a predicted model, not a curated record